AUGUUGAGGGCCGGACACCGUUCCAGAUUAGUUCGGAGCAAGGUCUCGAGCUUCUUUUUGGAGCCCGAGAUCGAGAUGUUGCAGUGCUCGUUGAUGACCGUCAUGAGUAACCAAUAUCAGGACUUUUGGUUCCCGGAGUCACCGAACCGCGGUUCCGCAUACCGUUGUAUUCGGAUCAACAAGGACAAGAUGGAUCCGACAAUCGCCAGGGCAGCUGCCAUGUGCGGUCUCUCGUGCAACUUAAUCCGUUCCUAUUUGCCGGACGAGCUAACAUUGUGGGUGGACCCAGCUGAGGUGUCGUACAGGAUCGGCGAGGAGGACGGAAGCAUUUGCAUUUUGUACGAAGGGCCAAACCCUCCGGAGCCGGUCACAGCAGAACCGGAAAAUUACGGAUCUUCGAUGUCAUCAUUGUCUUCGCCCCAUUCGCUGUCUAACUCGAUGUCUACUUCGCCAGGUUCUAUGUCGUCUUCUCCGCAAUACAACAGCCAUAUGUCUCAUCAACAACAGCUACACUUGCAGCAACAACAGCACCAUUUGCAACAACAGCAUCAGCAGCAACAGCAUUACCAGCAGCUGCAACAACAUCAGCAACAGCUACAGCAUCAACAACAGCAGCACCAUCAACAACAGCAGAACGCAUCCAUGGCUCAGAUUGAUUUAGGCUGCAACCUAGGUGGUAAUCACGGUGGCAACAUUGUUGGAAACAUCAUUGGGAAUAUGGGCGGAAACCUUGGUGGCAAUAUGAUUGGAAACAUUGGUGGAAAUAUGGGUGGAAACAUCAACAGCGCUAUGAUUGGCAACAUGAGUGGACACAUGGGUGGGAACAUGGCUGGAAAUAUAGGCAAUAUGGGCGGUAACAUGGGUGGAAACAUCAGCAAUAACAUGGUUGGAAACCUCGGCGUUAACAUGGGUGGAAACCUCGGUGGCGGCAUGAAUGGAAACCUCGGUGGCGGCAUGAAUGGAAACCUCGGUGGAGGCAUGAAUGGAAACCUCGGUGGCGGCAUGAAUGGAAAUCUCGGUGGCGGCAUGAGUGGAAAUCUCGGUGGCGGCAUGAGUGGAAAUCUCGCUGGCGGUAUGAGUGGAAACCUCGGUGGCGGCAUGAGUGGAAACCUCGGUGGCGGCAUGAGUGGAAACCUCGCUGGCGGUAUGAGUGGAAACCUCGGUGGUGGCAUGAGUGGAAACCUCGGUGGCGGCAUGAGUGGAAACCUCGGUGGAGGCAUGAAUGGAAACCUCGGUGGCGGCAUGAGUGGAAACCUCGGUGGCGCCAUGAGUGGAAACCUCGGUGGCGGCAUGAGUGGAAACAUGGGCGGCAACAUCGUUGGAAACAUCGGUGGCAACAUCGUUGGAAACAUCGGUGGCAAUAUGGGCGCUAACGGAUCGUACUCCAACUACAAUUCGUCUGCCAAGCAGAAUAACACUAUGGCUUUCGUGCCAACAACAUCAUCUUACGGAUCUCCAGUACAGUUCGUACAAUCACCCUACCAAACUUACUCCACUUAUAUUUCCAGUUAA
Cinara cedri is the source of this 1512-nucleotide messenger RNA. Lineage: Eukaryota; Metazoa; Arthropoda; Insecta; Hemiptera; Aphididae. The record is from the annotation of a GenBank genome assembly.